Messenger RNA from Lotus japonicus, 2748 nucleotides. Its product is annotated as P-loop NTPase domain-containing protein LPA1 homolog 1-like. NCBI's taxonomy places the organism in Eukaryota, Viridiplantae, Streptophyta, Magnoliopsida, Fabales, Fabaceae. The record is from RefSeq and is a predicted model, not a curated record. The coding region runs from base 301 to 2526 and encodes 741 amino acids. The transcript has 7 exons.
AUUGAAGCAGAAAAUAGCGAACGCAAAAGAAAACCAAGAGAUCAGAGAAGAAAGAAAAUGCUGCUUCACCGCUUACCCCAUUCAAACAAUGUUACCUGACAACCCUCCCUCCCCCUUCUCCUCCCUCUCAUCCCCCUCCUUCCUCCACCACCACUCCGCCGCCGCAUUGCCCUUUCCCAAAUCCAAUCCCAAUCUCCCAUUACCCUUCCGUUGAUCUAACCGUCCUCUUUCCCUUUUUAGCAAUGCGUUUUGCUUGCACCGGAAGCUAGCGUUAGGGUUUCCGAUCGCCGCGAUUCGUCAAUGGACCCGUCUAAUAAUAACCCCAACGGUGGUGGCGCGAUGGGCGAUGCCGGGAAGAUACUCUACAUCGUCGUUCUUGACGCUGACAAGAAGGACGAUAAGGCUAAAGUCUCCUUCCGCUACACGCGUUCUGUUCUUCAAAGCACUCUCCAGCUUAUGGGAUGCAAAGCGAGGCAUGCCUUUAAGAUCAGCCAAAGAGUUUUUGAAGUCACAAGGAGCAAGAGUUCUACUGAUAUUUCAAAGCCUGAAGCAGUUGUGUUAUCAGGCCCUGAUUCGAAGAAAGAUAGUAGUUAUGCUGGAGUAGACUUAGGCAACCAAUUCCUUUUAGGGAAAGAUUAUUUUAGAAGUAAAAGCGUACCAUUUGAGCUGUACAAAAGGCGCACAUCAGUAUUCGUUCGCAGAGAAACUUUUCUAGACAUUAUCUGUGAUGCUCUGGCUGAGUACAAGUAUAUGGGUCCCAACCAGAGAGAAGACUUGGCUCUAGCCUGCAGGAUCCGAGAACGGAAGGAGUCUGUGACAGUGCUGUUGUGUGGCACUAGUGGCUGUGGCAAAUCCACAUUAUCUGCAUUACUGGGUGGCAGGCUGGGAAUUACAACAGUGGUCUCAACUGAUUCUAUUAGACACAUGAUGAGAAGUUUUGCUGAUGAGAAGGAGAACCCCUUGUUGUGGGCUUCUACCUACCAUGCGGGCGAGUGUUUGGAUCCUGUUGCUGUCGCAGAAGCUAAGGCCAGAAAGAAAGCGAAAAAACUGGCUGGUGUCUCACAUUCACAUCACAAGGAUGAAGCAGCUGAUGGAAGCAAAUCUGAUUUACGGACAUUGGAUGUGGGCUCGGGUGGUACAGAAUUGCUAAGUCCGAAACAAAUGGCUAUUGAAGGAUAUAAGGCACAGAGCGAGAUGGUCAUUGACAGUCUUGAUAGGCUAAUCACUGCCUGGGAAGAAAGAAAAGAGUCAGUUGUUGUUGAGGGUGUUCACUUGAGCCUCAAUUUUGUUAUGGGGCUCAUGAAGAAACAUCCGUCUAUUAUACCAUUCAUGAUAUACAUUACAAAUGAGGACAAGCAUAUGGAAAGAUUUGCUGUACGAGCAAAGUAUAUGACCCUAGACCCAGCUAAAAACAAGUAUGUAAAGUAUAUCCGAAACAUCAGAACAAUCCAGGAUUAUCUCUGUAAGCGUGCUGAAAAGCAUUUAGUUCCCAAAAUAAACAACACAAAUGUUGACAAGAGUGUUGCAGCCAUCCAUGCAACUGUCUUCAGCUGCCUUCGAAAGCGUGAAGCUGGGGAACAACUAUAUGAUCCUGUUAGAAAUACUGUAACAGUUAUUGAUGAGGAAUAUAGAAAUCAAUGUGCAGCCAAUUCUGUGAGCUCCAAAGGAAUGUUUCAAUUGAUCCAGAGAAAAGGUUCUUCCAGGAAUCUGAUGGCUCUAGUUAAUAACGAUGGGUCUGUGGCAAAGGCGUGGCCUGUUAAUCUAGUUGACAGUAAUGGAAAGCCUAUAUUGGCUCAUGGACCAGAGAAUGGAAUUGGACAUCCAAUGUACGGUCCCUUGCGGAUUGGUAAGGCAGAACCUGUAAAUCUUCAGUUUGGUUUUUAUGGGAUCAGUGCUUGGCCCAGUGAUGGUGGCACUAGUCACGCGGGAAGUGUUGAUGAGUCGAGAGCUGAUGGGACUGAUACCGGCAGUAGAUAUCUAUCCUCUUGCUGUAGCUCGCCAAGGAUGUCGGAUUUCCCCGCAAAGGAGCUCAAGGAAGACUUCUCGGUGCAUGGUAGUGAUGAAGAAAUCGAUGAUCAACCAGAUGCGGGCAGUGAUGAGGAUUUCAGUGAUGACGAUCACAAACUUGACCAUGAGGAGGUAGGAUCAGUUGAUGAGGAAUCAACAAAGUCUGAUGAAGAGUAUGAUGAUCUUGCAAUGCAAUGUGUUCAGGAAAAUGGUUAUUGGUCAGACGACGAUGAGGAGUUUAAGAGCAGGCUCGCUGCUGUUGCCGGUGAAAUUCAUGGGAACAAGUAUCGUGAAAACCUGGAUCUGUUCCUCAGAACUAGAAGCGAGCCGAUGACCAUGGGGGUUGCGUCUCCAGAGCCUCCUUGCUCUUAUUCUUCUUUGCUCAUGGAAAAGAGUGAGAGGAAACUAACACCAGCUGGCAGAGCCAAAUUAAGAAAACGUUCACUUAGCAUUCCUGCAUUAGGAAAACAUAGAUCAGCAAUCAAUGAUCCAAUCCUUUCUGGUGCUCCUCAAAGGUAGCAGCAUGACAUUCCCUCUGUUGAUCGUUUAGUCUUACCAACCAACCCCCCUUUUUGGUGCUUUUGAUUAACUUAUGUGUAUAGUAAAGCGUCCAAAACUUUCAUCAUCUCGUUAGUUUUUCUUUACUUGAUAUGAGGCGUAAUUUAGUUGAAAACUUGCAAACAUAGUGGAUCAAUGAAUGUUUUGUGACAUUUUGUGAGAAUGUAUAUAAUUUUGGAGUCC